Messenger RNA from Dissoconium aciculare CBS 342.82, 1096 nucleotides. RefSeq lists its product as uncharacterized. The record is from RefSeq and is a predicted model, not a curated record. The coding region runs from base 457 to 948 and encodes 163 amino acids. The transcript has 2 exons. Lineage: Eukaryota; Fungi; Ascomycota; Dothideomycetes; Mycosphaerellales; Dissoconiaceae.
GUAAGAUGAUGUCAACGCCCUUCACCGUGUUGCAAGUUUCACCCUGCGAGGAGUGCCGUGGAUUGAUAUCCUCCGGUUGUGACCAUCGGAGUAGUGUUCAGCCGAACGACAUCACCUGGAAGACCUGAAGCAUGACCGCAACCAUCGCCUUGGAGUUUCUGCUGACCGCACCAGCGCUUACUAACGGGAAACCAAUCCAUGAUGAAUCUCCUCAUGUUGUCCUGUCUGAGCUGAGUGGGUCAGAUGUUGUGUUCGACCAUGAUCUCAACGGCACGGGCACUUGCGGUCCUUUCAGGCCAUACAUCGCGCUGGGCAAUAUUUAUGCUUGCGGCUUUGCCUCGAACAAACGGCUCGGACUCUGCAAAAACAGCCUCGCAGGAUUCGGCUCCGUACGUACGACCGUAGCCUACGGUCAGGACGCCGGUGGCUACAGCUGGGAAUUUCGCAUGCAGCACAAUGGUCGUGACUGUAUGUGUCUUCCUAUACAAUUCGCAAGCGUGCGAUCAAGAGACUGUUUCAGCUGCGGACAUCAUAGGCGGCCUGCCCACCAAAUACGACGCGAUCUUCGCGAAAACCAAAUGUGCGACCUGGUACCAAAGUUGUCGCCAUGAGCUAUGCACAAAUUGGGCUUCUGGUACAUGUUUGAUUCCGUUUUUCAUGCCUCCGACCGCCGCACAAAAGUCGAGAAUGAAUGAGCUUGAUCGGAUCAUGAACGAGCACUUGCGCGAUGCCGCACACAGAUUCGGCUACACCUAUGAUCACGUCGAGGCCGCUUUCGAAGGGCGCCGAUUCUGGGAUAGCAUCAUUCAUGGUUAUCUUUUCAACGAAGGUGGUAAUAUGCGAUCCGACACGGCGGGCCAUUGGUACUUGGAGAUCGGGCUAUUUGAUCCUCCAAAUGAAGGACAAGACGUCAUGCUCCGUGUUUUGAAUGCGGCUCUGCAAUGCUGAAUCUUGAAACUCACCAAUCUAAGCUCAUCCAUAACAUACCUAGGUAGCUUGAUCACAUUGCUGUGCAAGCGUGAAUACAGCUGAUAUCGUGCACAACCUCGAUGAGGUGAUGUCGCUAUUCAAUCAUGAAAACCCGAAUGAAUGCGUG